Candida dubliniensis CD36 is the source of this 1107-nucleotide messenger RNA. RefSeq lists its product as uncharacterized. The transcript has a single exon. The record is from RefSeq and is a predicted model, not a curated record. Bases 1 to 1107 code for a protein of 368 amino acids. NCBI's taxonomy places the organism in Eukaryota, Fungi, Ascomycota, Pichiomycetes, Serinales, Debaryomycetaceae.
AUGAUGUUUAAUACUAAAAGCUUUUUGCAAUUGGAUCCAUUAGGUCUUACGGAACAGUCAAUAUUAGUGCUUCCUCAUGAAUUAAUUGCUAAAAUCUUGAGAAUGAAUUAUUCUAUUAAUGGUCAACUAAAACAUAUCUACCAUUUUAUAGUCACCUGCAAAGAGAUGUACUAUAGAUAUGUUUUUUUAUUGUAUACAUUUGAACCCGUUAUGAUUAGUCUACGCAAAUACAAUAAAGCAAUCAACCUUGCUACAAUGAGAUUUCUUAAGGAAAGCAAGCUUUCUAACGAGGUUAAAUGUCUCGAAUGGUUCCUAACUCCAAAAUUUACAACGACUAAACGUCACCAAGGGGCCAUUCUUAAUUCUGUUUAUCAAUUUUCAAACCUCUAUAAAGUUUGCUUGACAGCUAACUCCUUGGACAUGUUAAUGAAAGUGAAUAGGUUACCAGAAUGUGUUUCCAUUUUGAAAAUAAACUUGCUUACUCAUGUCAAUCCUACUCGUCAUAAAAUGCAUUUAGAUAAAAUACCAUUGUUUAAAUUAAAGGUUUUGAUUUUUGAGACACUGGCUCCAUUGAGUUUGACCGAGUAUUAUUAUCCUUUUUUCAGAAGUAUUUUGAUUUCCAAAUCCCCUUUGUAUUCCUGGAUGGCCAUAGAUGAGAAUGUUCCUGAGGCCCAUGUAAACUCUCCCAUGAAUCAAGUUUGUAAUAUAUUAGCUACUUUGAUCUAUCAUAGUAAGUCCACCCUUGAAUAUCUUAAUAUUCACAAACUACACCCGGUGUUUGUCUUCAGAGCCAUGGAUGUGGUGUUCUACCAUGGCGGGAUAACUUUAUCAUUAUUCAAUUCCUUGCAUCCCAAUCUCCAAUAUUUUAAUCAGUUUCCCAGUUUGAAAUAUUUGAAAAUUGAUAAUUCUUAUCUGUUAACAGACAACUUAAUACAAAAGUUGAUGGGGAAAAACAAACAGAGUCUUAUUGUUCUUGACUACAUGUAUUUAAAGGAGAUAAUGCAUAUCACCCUUGAUGAAACAAACCAUAUUCAUAAGGUGUUUUACGAUAGGAACACCAUUUUUGCUACAAAAGUAUUAGUUGAUUUGAAUGCAUUGAGUCAGUAA